Rhodotorula toruloides NP11 is the source of this 681-nucleotide messenger RNA. Its product is annotated as cytochrome b561/ferric reductase transmembrane domain protein. NCBI's taxonomy places the organism in Eukaryota, Fungi, Basidiomycota, Microbotryomycetes, Sporidiobolales, Sporidiobolaceae. The transcript is spliced from 3 exons. Bases 1 to 681 code for a protein of 226 amino acids. The record is from RefSeq and is a predicted model, not a curated record.
AUGCUCUCCCGCGCCCUGCUUGUUUCGACGUUGGCAGCCGUCGUUCGCGCGGCUGAAGGGGAAGAGCCGGAGAGCGGUCCUGGCCACUGGUCGAGGAACGACAAGAUCCUCAUUGCGCAUGCAAGAGGGUUCCCUGGCCACGCCGCCCUGAACGGACUUUCUGUCGUCUUCAUCAUCAUCGCCUUCGCUCUUGGCGUGACCGUCGUUGAGGGCGAGUUCGGACAGGACUUCCACCACUCCCUUGGACUCGCACUCCUCGUCCUCUUCCUCGUCCAGCCACUCCUCGGACUGGCGGGCCACUUCUGGGCUCGCCCUUCUCCGCUCACCUCCGCCGCGCCUUCCUGGGGACUCCCUCGUCCCAACCCUAUCCGCAUCCUCCACAUCCUCCUCGGCCUCACCAUUGUCGGACUUGGCUACACACAAGUCAUCAACGGCCUGUACAUCGAGUGGCCGAACAAGAGCGAGGCCGCAACAGAAACGCCUCUCGCCGUCAAGAUUAUCUUCUGGAUCCUCUUUGCGCUCUUCAUCGUCGCCUAUGUCGGAACUUGGAUUGCGCAGGCCAUUCGCGGCCGCGGCCGCGAAGGCAGGGCGUCGUUGUCGUCGGCCGCCUCGUCGAACAACGCACUCGUCGGUACUCCCAAGAACGCUGGAGCACGCGACAUGUCGUCCGCCAACGUCUAG